Daphnia magna is the source of this 7896-nucleotide messenger RNA. RefSeq lists its product as uncharacterized. Lineage: Eukaryota; Metazoa; Arthropoda; Branchiopoda; Diplostraca; Daphniidae. Gene Ontology annotation, biological process: cellular component organization. Gene Ontology annotation, molecular function: actin binding. The record is from RefSeq and is a predicted model, not a curated record.
GCAGGCGGUUCGAGUCUCUCGACAGAAGAGCACGUGAGCUCCCAAGCUGUUUCUCCCCACUCGUUCGAAUCCCCUCAGCUCGAAAGCUGGUGGCUACUCUCACGCUCAAUUAGCUUUUCUGCCUAACAAAAAAACUGUUUCUUUUCAUUCAACAAGGGGUGACGUGCACAAGAGAUCUUAAUAUCCGAACGAGACGAUACGUUUCAUCUCGGGCUUUUCGUUUGCAAGUUGUACUAAUCAAGGCCUACUCGAACUUGAAAAAAAAAAAAACAGUUGACUUUGCACCUUUUCGUCUACGCAAUUUUCGAGAAAAUAAAUUGAUUUUGAAAAAAAAUAUAAAAUUGUUUAAUUUCUCUGCGCUCGCAUAGUUCAAGUGCGUAUUGACGUCGGUGUGUGUUAGUGUGUGUUAGUGUGUUGUUUUUUUGUUGUGUGUUUUGAAAGAAAGAAGCACUCGAAUUGGAUGGCGACCGGUUUUGGCAAAAACUGGACACAUCUUUGACCUCGAAAUAAAACUCGCUUUUCAAGAUCAAACGCACAACACUCCGAACAGAAAACGAAAACUUGAAAGAUUUAUUCUUCCCAUUUUCAACGCUGCGUACGUCGUCUAAUAACUGCAAUGAUGACGAUUGACACACGGCUCAUGUCCCACUCAACUGGCAAACAUCUGCGCUGCUGACAAAGCUACGCCAUCCAGCAAUUUAAAUUCUCAUCCGUUGCAAAAAAAAAUCUUCCAGUCACGCCAGCUGACCGUUGACCUUCAUCCUCAUUGCCAUUUUGAGACGCAAUCAUCCAAGCGAAUAACACAAUUGGAUACACAGAGUUUCUUUACGGCUUGAUAGGUCGGAAUUACUGGAUGCCCUCACAUUUUCACAUAACACCGACAAGGAUGAUUGGCAGCCAUUGAAUCAACGUCAGAUUGGUACGAUAAACCAGCGUUCAGGUACGAUUAGCAGCGUCAUGGAUUCGCGCAUCGGACUCGACUACAUCGUCGAGAACCGCGAGUAUGUCGCUAAAUUGGCGUCGGCCCUCGACACGGCCAACACCACCGUUAAAAAGCAAGUCUUCGAGCUCCUCUCGGCCCUCUGCGUCUACAACGCCGAUGGCUACACUCGCACGCUCGAUGCUCUUGAACAUUUCAAGAACCUCAAAGGUGAUCGUUACCGUUUCGCCGUUGUUGUACGCGAACUGCGCGAUGCUCCGACAGUCGAAUACAAGACGGCACUGGUGGCUUUCAUCAACUGCAUCAUCAUUUCGACCCCGCAGCUCAAGGAUCGGCUGCGCAUCCGCAACGAAUUCGUUGGCAUGAAGCUGCUGGCCACCCUCAACGAGCUGAAGAAUGAGGCAGUCUCCGACACGGAUCUGGCCGUCCAGAUCGACGUCUUCGACGAACAGCGGGAGAGUGACGAAUCUCAAUUGCAAGGUCCUGAUGGGGUGGAUUUGAGUUCUCAUCUGGAUGUUUUUCACGCCAUCCUGCGCCAAGUGGUUGACACGCCGCAAGAGAUUCCGUUCCUGUCCAUUCUGCAGCAUCUCCUGCGCAUCGAUCCGAAGGAGGCCGUUUCCGACAUGAUUUGGGACACGGCCGAAACGCUCGUUCAUCGGGCAUCGCUGAUGGAAUCGAAGGAAGAAUUGACUCGGCUAUUGCGUAGUCCGUCGCACGCCAAGAUGUCGCAUCGAGACGAGCCGGGCAGUGGUAGCAAGUCACGCAAACAAUCGCUCAACCUGACCUUAUCACCGGCCGGCGAUGGAAGCCGAACUCCCGCUGGCCUGCUGUCUCCUACCAACGGACCUCCACCUCCACCACCUCCGCCACCGCCUCCAGGAGGAAUUCCGCUUCCACCACCUCCACCUCCUCCGGGUGGUGGACCGCCACCACCACCCCCGCCGCCACUCUUGCCGGGUUCGGGAGGUCCUCCCCCGCCACCACCUCCAGGUCUGGGCGGUAUGACUCCACCUCCACCAGCUGCUCCGGCUGUCCAUCCGGAUUUGAAAAACCUGCGCUUACCGCAACUAGAAAUUCCCCGACCCAAAGCCAAGAUGAAGACGCUCAACUGGGUCAAAUUGCCGGACAUCAAGAUUUUCGGCCGUUCGAAUAUUUGGACAACGGUGGCCAAGUCUCACCAGAAAUCGCCUAUGGCCGAUUUAGACUGGGCGGAGAUGGAGGGCCUGUUUUGCCAGCAACCAGCACCGGGCACUCCGUCAUCAGCUGGAGGCAAAGGACUUGGCCAGGCGAACGGAACGCCCAACGGCAGCGUCCUCGGCACGCCCAACACGCCGGACACGGAGCGUAGGCGUAAAGAGCCGGCCGAGGUGUCGCUGCUGGACGGCAAGCGGAGCUUGAACAUCAACAUCUUUUUGAAACAGUUCCGUUCGAGCAACGCCGAAAUAGCGCAAAUGAUUCGCGACGGAGAACACGAUGACAUCGGCACUGAGAAACUGCGCGGACUGCUCAAGAUCCUGCCGCCAACCGACGAGGUGGAAAUGCUGCGCGCCUACGACGGCGAUCGCAAUCGACUGGGCAACGCCGAGAAGUUCCUCCUGCUGCAUUUGAUGACGAUCCCCAACUAUCGCCUCCGCAUUGAGUCCAUGUUACUCAAGGAAGAGUUCACGUCCCAGAUCAAUUACUUGGGACCGAGCAUCGAGGCCAUGAUCUUGGCCGGAGAGAAACUGAAGAGUAACAUCCAUUUGCAGGACAUUUUGUACAUGGUAGUCGUUGCUGGAAAUUUCCUCAAUUCGGGCGGUUACGCCGGAAAUGCGGCCGGAGUGAAACUGGCGUCCCUGCAGAAGUUGGCCGACAUCCGAGCCAACAAGCCGGGCAUGAAUCUGAUCCACUUCGUGGCGUUGCAAGCGGAGAAAAAGGAUAAAGAGUUGCUGAAAAUGCCGGAUGAAAUGAGCGUCUUGGAAGACGCCACUAAGACGACGGUGGAGCAAUUGCGCAACGAGGUCAACGCGUUGGACCUGCGCAUCACCAACAUCGCCAAACAAAUCGACGCGCCCAACACGCCCGUUGAUAUCAAGACGCAAAUGGAGGAGUUCCUCCGCAUUGCCAAAGACGAGAUGGAGGAUCUCCAAAAAGAUUUAUUGGUUCUGGACGAAGUGAGGAUCCAAUUGGCCGACUUCUUCUGCGAAGACCGCGAUUCGUUCAAACUCGAGGAAUGUUUCAAACUUUUCCUGAACUUCUGUCAACGUUUCCGGACGGGCAUCUUGGAAAACGAACAUCGACGCCAGCACGAAGCGGCGGCUGAGAAUCGCCGCAGGCAGCGUGAGGAACAACUGGCCCUGAAACGCCGUCAAAGCGCUGGUGGACAACAAGGUAGCACAGGAGGCAACGAAACCGACAACGUCAUGGAUUCUCUUUUGCUGGACAUCCGUAAUGGCUUCCCGAUGCGCGACAAGAUACGCAAAGGAAAGAAGGCCUCGCUUGAGCCGUCCGGCGAAGAUGAUAAUGCAUCUCCAUUGGUGAUGGCCGUGGCCAGCUCUCCGCGCGUCAGCCGUAAAAGACUGGGAUCCAACACGGUCGUCAACGUGCCAAACAACAACGACAUGAACAAAGAUGAUAAUCUCCUCGAGGAUCUGACGCCCAACGGGAGUCUUCGUCGACGUCGAAGCCGCGUCCCUUCGGAAGAAGACGACACGCUGAUGGAUUAUCUGCGGACAUCAGGUCACGCCGACGGGUCCCGCGAACGCAAAUCAACUGGCAACAUACCCGAUGGAUACGGAUCGCUGGAUCGUUCUUGGUAUCGUAACCGGACGCGGGGCAGCGGUGGAGCCGGCCAAAAGAAACGGCCAGAUCUGAUGAGCGCUGAUUUCACGGGAGGCGGUGGAACAUUGGCUCCAUCACCGUUGGCUGCCCCUCCACCUGUUCAGGACAUGAACAUUUCCAGCACGCUGGAACCGCUGCCCGAGACGACCCUCAUCGACAGCCGGAGGUCACCGCGACGAGAAUGGAAGCCACCGCUGGAGAACACGGACGUGGUUGGAGUCAUGGAAGCCAUCGAAGAUGCUUCCACUAGAGAUAAGCCGGUUUGGCAAAGAAAAUCUGCGUUGAUUGGCACUCCCAACAGUACGACCGAUAAUGUGCUGGAUAGCCGCAAUCGCUUUCGCCGGACGCGUUCGCGUCUCCAACCGGACGAACCUGAUCGACCGACGGCUGUGACCACUCCGACAACUCCGGUAGUUCAUCCAGCACCGUCUCAACCAGAAAGCGAAGUGGAGAGGAGAAAGGCCAUGAUAGGAUCGUUGGGUCGACAACCGACUGAAGAUAAGUUGACCAUCUACAUCAAACAGGAUAGCGACCCGCACAUCAAAGAAAUGCUUCCCACAUUGGUCGAGCAAAGCCCCGACAUCUGUAGGAGAAGAAGCGAUCAAGGAUUGCCAACUGCGGUCGAAGGAUCUGGAACAGCUUCACGCCUACUGAACCGCUAUCGUCAACAGACGCCACUGGACGUGCCCAACGAUCUGUUGCGUACCAUCGAAGAGGUGGAUCGCACCAAGAGUCCCGUCGAAUCAGGGGAGACGUACGACCGAUCACCGGGUCCUCUAAUUAACAGCACUCCACCUGCCCCGAUCCUGUCCGCCACUGAAAGGGAGAAGAAACGCUACCAGCGCACAAUGACUCCCAACACGCUGCGUUCGAAAUUGCAGGAGAAACUGAUCAACACGUUCGAUACCAACGAGUUGGCUGGAACGAUUGCGUCCAUUCAAAUUACUCCGGAGAAAAAAGCGAACGAGAAGAAUAGCAAUGCCAUCAUUUCGUCAUCAAAGUCAGCGCUAGAUGGGGACUCUAGUGGGACGGGCGAGAGCGAAACUUCGCUUCCGCCCAUUCAGCCGGGACCGCGGAAGUCCCGGCGCUUGUCACGCGGAGGCCUCAACGGCGAAGAUGGACCGUCGGAUAAGAUCGACAUCGAUUCGGAGAAUAUCGAAACGCCUCCAGUGACUCGAAGAGCCUACGGAUCACGUCCGUUUGUCACAAGCUCUGGCACAACAUCGGCACCGACUGGAACGACUGAAGUGUCCGGAUCUCCGGCAUCCGGCACGCCAUCGUCUCAAAACGGACGUAUGUCAAUGAAAACCGAAGACGAUGAAUUGGGCGACGGACGUUUCGAUCGCUUCUCAUCUACCCGACGCACCCGACGCCUCCGCAAAGCUCCGGAAGGCGCCGAAGAGGAUUCGUCGAGUUUGGAACCUCGCAAAUCACCCGAGGGUGUCGAAGAUCCUGAAGACCUUUCACAAACGGACGUUAUCGUCGGCAUGGAAGUGAAAAAGGAAGGAGAAGUGAGCACGGUCGAAGUGACGCGACGGAUGAGCGAGGAGCGUGAUCUUCAGCCGCACACAGCGAUUGGCAAUAACAGCAACCACGGAAUGGCCGUGAGCUCGGACGAAAAGGAACGCCGGCUGCAGCGCUGGAAGGAUAAGUUAGGACCCCGCGAUGACAGCGAAACGGCCGUUAUGACGGCCAGCGGCGCAAGCGCCAUCAAGGUCCGCCGCGAUCGACCCUCUCGCACCAACGAAGCCGAACCGCAACAAUCAGGCCAGCAAGAGCCACUUCGAUCAUUCACCGAUGCAGUGACAACAUCAUCGCCAGAGGACAACUGGCGCACUCGACUUGCCCGACAAUUCCGGCCGGCAGAGAAACUUGAUUCCUCUUCGGUUAAGGAAGACGAUCCGUCCACGCUGCGUGCUAAAUCAAGAUCCAGAUCUUCCAGCCCACUGAAGGAUGAAACGCAAGGCUCUCGUUUGGCGUUAUCGCAACUGCGGGAAUCGCCGCCAAGGAAAACGGACUCGGUGUUCUCCCGGUUGGCACAGGGUUCCGGCAUGCGUGGAAACAGCAGCAGCACAACAAGCAGCCGGACGUCUAGCGAUGCCCAGCCAAAGCCGAGACGCAGCUUGUUCGGAGAUUCGACGCGGGACAGUUUCACCAAGACGCUGACGAAGAAGUUCGAAAGUCCCGCCAAACGCACGGAUGAAAACGGAACCGGUUCGCUGAGGCGUUCGUCGUCCAUCCGGACGGCAGAUCGUCCGCGUUCGACGUUCUUCUCUCCGAUCAGCGAACCGCCGCCACCGGAGAGAGAAAGGACGAUGACGUUGGGUCGUUCAUCCAGCUUCCGCGUUGGAAAUCGGACGCCCGGUGCCGGAUCAGCCACACCGUCUAGCGCGUCCAGCACAGCGGAUAAGAAGACGGCGUCGGGUUACACUUCGACUCUGAUGAACUGGCGUCCUUUCCGCAAGAGCCGCGAUGAGAACAACGCCGAACCGGAGCCUUCCAGCCGGAAGUCGUCGAUGAACUCGACCGGAACCAGCCGACCGAUUGGAGCCAGCACGAGAUCUUCUAAUUUGGGGACCAGUAACACCAGCCUGAAACGGUCCACCUCUUCCGUCGCAUCAUUAACACCCCAUCGGGGCGGUGGUUAUAUGCCCGGUGGUAUGUCAUCCAACAGCACUUUGUCCAGCGUCCAAAGGAGCGGCCCGUCAAGUACUUCCUUGAUGCGAUCAGGUUCGGUCAAAACGGCAGCUGGCCCGGUAAACGGCCGGACAACAUCAUUCCUCAAAGUGUCUGUACCAAGUUCUCCCGCUCCGGUCCGUCGCAGCACGGGGUCCAGCUUCAUGCGACCGACCGCGUCGAGCGUGGCCAAGGAUAAAGACAUUGGCGGGCCCGUUCUGGUCAAGAGCAGCAUCCGCCCAGCAGCCGCAACCUCCGUCGCUCAACGUACCAAAAUAAUGCUCUGAGCUGCUCCCUUUUUUUAUUUUCCAUAUCUACCUUCCAUUUUAAUUUAUUUUUAUUUUUCAAUUUCUUUUUUUUUUUUUUUUGGCUGACAUUUUCAUUGUUCAUUCACCGUUGCUUUUCGGCUUUUUUUUUUUUUGACUGCCUUCCUCCCGCAACACACACAAAAAAACAGCAAACUAAAAAAAAAGGGAUUAAUUUUAAAAUACCCCAGCUAUGCGCUAAACAAGCCAGAACAAUUUCGUUUUGUCUAUUGUCUCUCUCAUUUUUCGUUGUUUUCGUAUCCAACUGGAACGCAAAAAGAAGAAAAGAAGAAAGAGAGAGAUAAGCCAAAAGAUAUAGAAACGCCAGUGAAUACAUAUUUAUAGCAAAAGUUCAUUUGCCUGCAUUAAAAGAAAUGAUGACGUCCAUGCCUUUCUUGAAACAACAAAACAAAAAACAUUAUCGGUGAUAUGUCUCUUCAUUUUUGAUUGUAUUACAUUACAUCAUGCCUUAUUCAAGCUCUCUCUUCAUGUGUCUCCCCUACCCCUCCCUCCCCUUUUUUUUUUUUUGGAAAUAUCUCUUUGGUCGAAUUUUUUUAUUUUUGCUGUGCCUUCUAAUCUUUUUCUCUACCUCUGAACUCUUUUGACAUUUUUCUUGUUCAAAAAUAAUCCCAGGGCCUGACCGUACAUAUAUUAUAUAUUAUUUACAAAUUCCUCUCCCCCCCUCCCAAACUUUUUUUUAAACAUAAAAAAAAAAAAAAAAAAAAUCUGUUAAUUUGCUUACCCGCCACAUCAAUGGGAAAUGAUUCCCUCUACGCCUUCGACCGUAUGUUGGUAAAGGUAAAUAACCCGCGUGCCAAUUUUGAUCGAGUAUUCUAUUUGUACAAGGAUCACGAUAGCCAUGUCCCUCCCCACGUCUAUUUUUUUUUUAAAUUGAAAAACAUUACCAUCAUUCACGAUGUGAAAUUAUGCAAAUUUAAACAUUGGUCAUGCCAACAAAGACACGACCAACUGUCAAAAAAGAAAAUACGUGGAUGGGCGGAACAAUGCCUUUUUGAUAUGAAAAAAAAAAAUCACAUGGUGUAAUAAUAAUCUCUUCAGUUUUGAUUGUGUAAAAAAAAAUACUUUUGUUUUAACCAUCGGUGUUGAUUGGAAACGAAAAGAAAUACAUAUACUCAUUCCCGCUUGUAAGAAAAA